UCAUCUUCCAGGAAGUUGCAAGAGGCCUUCUAGUUGCAGACUACUUCUUUCUCUCUCUUCAGUAAAAUAUAUAAAUCCAUGGAUGUAAAGGUCAUUUCCACCGGAAUCCGGUAUGCAAGCCUCCCAGAAAGCUACGUCCGGCCGGUGUCCGAAAGGCCGAAACUCUCCGAAGUGGUUGACUGCGAAAAUAUUCCGGUCAUUGACUUGGCCUGUGGAAAUAGAGCCCUCACAAUUCAACAAAUUGCCCUUGCAUGUAGUCAAUUUGGCUUUUUCCAGGUAAUAAAUCAUGGAGUUUCGACAGAAGCAGUGGAGAAAAUGCUGGAGGCGGCCGACGAGUUCUUCCAGUUGCCGGUGGAAGAGAAGAUGAAGCUGUACUCCGAUGACCCAUCAAAGACGACGAGGCUGUCAACUAGUUUCAAUGUGAAGAAAGAGAAGGUUCACAAUUGGAGAGACUAUCUUAGACUCCAUUGCCAUCCUUUGGAACAGUACGUGCCAGAGUGGCCUUCCAAUCCCUCUUCAUUCAAGGAUUUUGCAAGUAACUACAGCAUAGAAGUUCGAAAACUAGGGUUUCGAUUGCAGGAACUAAUAUCGGAAAGCUUAGGCCUCGAUAAGGACUGUGUCAAGAAUAUUUUGGGGGAACAAGGACAACAUAUGGCCGUGAACUACUAUCCGCCGUGUCCAGAACCAGAGUUGACUUAUGGAUUGCCGGCACAUACCGACCCUAAUGCCCUUACCAUUCUCCUUCUGGACCAACAAGUAGCAGGCCUUCAAGUGCUCAAGGAUGGGAAAUGGGUAGCUGUCAAACCUUAUCCAGAUGCUUUUGUCAUUAACCUCGGCGAUCAAAUACAGGCACUGAGUAAUGGGAGGUACAAGAGUGUGUGGCACCGCGCAAUCGUCAAUGCUGAUAAAGCAAGGAUGUCAGUGGCUUCUUUCCUUUGCCCGUGUAAUGAAGCCGUAAUCAGCUCUCCGGGGAAUCUGACAGACAAUGGAUCGGGAGCCAUAUACCGAAGUUUUACCUAUGCAGAGUAUUACAAGAAGUUUUGGAGCAGGAACUUGGACCAAGAACAUUGCUUGGAACUUUUCAAGAAUUAAAAUGGUCCUUUCAAGAGUUGUGGUAAGAAUUGUUUUCCUACUAUUGUUGUCAAUGUCUCCUUGUCUAACGUUUGCUAUAUGUUUGUGUGUGUUGUGGUACAUUAGGGUCAUGGAAUUAUUUUCGAAAUAAUCACAGUGGUUACAUUUUCAUAAAAUAAAAAAUUCCAUUUUCAUAAAAUAAAAGCGUGACAUAUAGGUACAAGUGACAAUGAUAAGUAGAAUUGGUUUUAAUGUAUUAUCAUCGAAGGUUGGAACUUCGAUUUUCAGUUCAUGCAUGUUUUAUGGUACAUUUCGAAGAAUAAUGAACAAUGUUGUAGAUUAACCUCAUUUCAUCGAUGUAAUUUGUGGCUCAAGAUAUAUUUCAUAUUUAUGAGAUGGUUGAUGCUUGAAA
This is a messenger RNA of Cornus florida, 1483 nucleotides long. Its product is annotated as protein DOWNY MILDEW RESISTANCE 6-like. The coding region runs from base 79 to 1092 and encodes 337 amino acids. The record is from RefSeq and is a predicted model, not a curated record. Lineage: Eukaryota; Viridiplantae; Streptophyta; Magnoliopsida; Cornales; Cornaceae. The transcript has 4 exons.